AUGAUUACAUCAUAUUUUCCAAAAUAUGUGGCACUAUUUGCCAUCUGUGUCCUAUGUGUGGGUGCAUUGGACACUUUCAUUGCUGCAGUGUAUGAACACGCUGUCAUAUUACCAAACAGAACAGGGACACCAGUUUCCAAAGAAGAAGCUUUGCUCCUGAUGAACAAGAACAUGGAUGUUUUGGAGAACGCAGUUAAACUGGCAGCCAGGCAGGGCGCACAUAUCAUUGUUACCCCAGAAGAUGGAAUUUAUGGCUGGGUUUUCACAAGAGAGACCAUUUACCCCUAUCUGGAAGAUAUCCCAGACCCAGAGGUGAACUGGAUUCCAUGUACAGAUCCCCAGAGGUUUGGCUACACCCCAGUGCAACAAAGGCUCAGCUGCCUGGCCAAGGACAACUCCAUCUACGUUGUGGCAAAUAUUGGGGACAAGAAACCAUGCAAUACCAGUGACCCUCAGUGUCCCCCCGAUGGCCGUUACCAGUACAACACUGAUGUGGUGUUUGAUUCUGAGGGUAGGCUGGUGGCACGCUACCAUAAGUACAAUCUUUUUGCGCCUGAAAUUCAAUUUGAUUUCCCCAAGGAUUCAGAAUCUGUGACUUUUGAGACUCCUUUUGGGAAGUUUGGCAUUUUCACUUGCUUUGACAUUUUUUCUCACACCCCAGCUGUGGUGGUGGUGGAUGAGUUUCAAGUGGACAGCGUCCUCUACCCGGUGGCGUGGUACAACACGCUGCCCCUUCUGUCGGCUGUUCCCUUCCACUCUGCGUGGGCCAGAGCCAUGAGAGUCAACUUGCUUGCUGCGAAUACCCACAACACCAGCAUGCACAUGACAGGGAGUGGAAUCUACGCACCGGAAGCGGUCAAAGUGUAUCACUAUGACAUGGAAACAGAGAGUGGCCAGCUGAUGCUGUCCGAACUGAAGUCCCGGCCGCGAAGUGAACCCACCUAUCCUGCAGCUGUUGACUGGAGUGCUUAUGCCAGAAGUGUCAAGCCAUUCUUGUCUGAACAGUCAAAUUUUCCGGGGAUGAUUUAUUUUGAUGAGCUCACCUUCAUUGAGCUUAAGAGAAACACAGGAAAUUACACAGUUUGCCAGAAAGACCUGUGCUGUCACUUAACUUACAAGAUGUCGGAGAAACGAACAGAUGAGGUUUACGCACUAGGUGCUUUUGACGGACUGCACACGGUAGAAGGUCAAUAGUACCUACAGAUAUGCACAUUACUGAAGUGUCAAAUCAGUGACCUGAGAACUUGUGGGGAGCCCGUGGGGUCAGCUUUCACCAAGUUGGAAGAAUUCUCCCUCAGCGGCACAUUUGCAACACGUUAUGUUUUCCCACAGAUCAUUCUCAGUGGAAGUCAGCUUGCUCCUGAAAGGCAUUAUGAGGUCUUGAGAGACGGACGUCUGAGGAGCCGAAGCAGAACCCCUCUGCCUGUCUUAGUUUUGGCCCUGUACGGAAGAGUGUUUGACAAAGACCCUCCGCGCUUGGGGCAAGGACCCCGGAGAUUAGAAUGA
Messenger RNA from Puma concolor (puma), 1506 nucleotides. RefSeq names its product vascular non-inflammatory molecule 3-like. Lineage: Eukaryota; Metazoa; Chordata; Mammalia; Carnivora; Felidae. Gene Ontology annotation, biological process: pantothenate metabolic process. The record is from RefSeq and is a predicted model, not a curated record. Gene Ontology annotation, molecular function: pantetheine hydrolase activity.